CACACGCACACGCACAACCACACACACACACACACACACACACACACACACACCCCACUCGCACACCCGCGGCUCGGAGGGAAAGUAUCGCGAGAGCGGCCGGCUAACAACCUGCUCCACAACACCGCCGCGCCGCCGGCCCCGCGCCGCACCCGCGGAGCGCCGCGCACAUGCGGACGCUGAGCCCCGCCGCACGCCGGUUAUGAAGGAAGAAUGGAGUUUCCAGACCAUAGCCGCCAGUUGCUGCAGUGUCUGAGUCAGCAGCGUCACCAGGGCUUCCUGUGUGACUGUACUGUUUUAGUUGGAGAAGCUCAAUUCAGAGCUCACAGAGCCGUUCUUGCCUCUUGCAGUAUGUACUUCCAUCUUUUCUACAGGGACCAGUUAGACAAAAGGGAUAUUGUGCAUCUGAACAGUGACAUUGUCACAGCCCCUGCCUUCAGCCUGCUGCUCGAAUUCAUGUACGAGGGAAAGCUGGAAUUCAACAGUCUCCCGGUCGAAGAUGUGCUGGCUGCGGCUAGCUACCUUCACAUGUAUGACAUUGUGAAAGUCUGCAAGGGCAAGUUGAAAGAUAAAGAAUUAUGUUCAGAAGAGAAGAUUAAUGAUGAGGCGGCUAGUUUGGAGAAAGCGGAGCAUUUUCUAGACGCUGGAGUGCCCCUAGUCCACGAGUUUGACCCAGGAAACAAACAAAAAUUCAGCGUUGCAGAAUACGAGAGAGCAGCAGGCAAAGAAAAGGUCAGCAGUCACCCCGCCUGGUCCUCUGAUCAUAUAAGUGUCAGCUCUGUGCCGACAGAGGCAGAACCGUGCGCUGCAGCAGCUGGAAAAACAAAGGCUAAUGUCAAUAGUUCCACAGGACCUUUGUCCCAAAGGUCUGUUAACCAUACCCUGGCUUCGAGUGAUGUGGACUGCGCGCUGGAUUUGUCUUUCAAGCCUGUGCCGGGGAGAGAUUCCUUACACCCCUCCUAUGUCUUUGGACAGCUGGCUUCCGACAGCCAGCAGCAGGGUACCGAGCCACUUGUUAAAGAUGAACAAGACUUGCUGUCAGAUCAGGAGGACGGCGAAGCCAGGAGUCCGGAGAGUCAGCAUUUUGGGAAUUCAGCCAAAAGCCUAGUGACAGGGUUAGGACACAUGUUCGCGGGGAAUGGCAGCUCUCAUGCCCGAGAGGAGGAUAUAGAUCAAGAGCGAGACGAGAGCGAGGACGACAUGGAUUCGUCGGACAUCUCCUCGGGCGUCCUCGUGCCCCCCGGGCAUAUCUGCAUUUGCCCCCUCUGUAGCAAGGUGUUCCCGAGCCCCCACAUCCUCCAGCUGCACCUGAGCUCCCACUUCCGCGACAAGGACGGCUCCCGCACCCGCCUGUCCCCCGACGGCUCGGUCCCCACUUGCACCCUCUGCGGAAAGACUUUUUCUUGCAUGUACACGCUAAAGAGGCACGAGAGGACUCACUCGGGGGAGAAGCCCUACACCUGCGGCCAGUGCGGAAAGAGCUUCCAGUAUUCCCACAACCUCAGCCGCCACGCGGUCGUGCACACCAGGGAGAAACCCCACGGGUGCAAGUGGUGCGAGAGACGGUUCACGCAGUCUGGGGAUUUGUACAGACAUAUCCGCAAAUUUCAUUGUGGCCUUGUCAAGUCCUUGGUUGUUUGAGAUGUGUGGGGUUUUUUUUUUUGGUUUUUUUUUUUUUUUUUU
Messenger RNA from Tyto alba (common barn owl), 1683 nucleotides. RefSeq names its product zinc finger and BTB domain containing 42 (gene ZBTB42). The coding region runs from base 214 to 1641 and encodes 475 amino acids. Gene Ontology annotation, molecular function: DNA-binding transcription factor activity, RNA polymerase II-specific; protein binding; RNA polymerase II cis-regulatory region sequence-specific DNA binding. NCBI's taxonomy places the organism in Eukaryota, Metazoa, Chordata, Aves, Strigiformes, Tytonidae. Gene Ontology annotation, cellular component: nucleus. Gene Ontology annotation, biological process: regulation of transcription by RNA polymerase II. The record is from RefSeq and is a predicted model, not a curated record. The transcript is spliced from 2 exons.